AUGCUAUUUCAUCGCGAAGACUUUGAUAAAGGCGAUACCAUCUCGUCAACAUUAUUUACCGCCACUCUCCAGAACGUCAUGCGAACAUUGGAAUGGGAUAACAUGCGAGUGAAAAUCGAUGGUCAGCAAUUACACCAUCCUCGCUUUUCCGAUGACAUCGUUCUUAUAAAGCCAAAUAUUAGCCAAGCGGAACGAAUGCUUGCCGACUUUGAUAAAGCCUUUGAAAAGAUUGGUCUUCGAUAA
This is a messenger RNA of Angiostrongylus costaricensis, 243 nucleotides long. The record is from the annotation of a GenBank genome assembly. NCBI's taxonomy places the organism in Eukaryota, Metazoa, Nematoda, Chromadorea, Rhabditida, Metastrongylidae.